Teleopsis dalmanni is the source of this 2259-nucleotide messenger RNA. Its product is annotated as nucleoside diphosphate-linked moiety X motif 8. Gene Ontology annotation, molecular function: coenzyme A diphosphatase activity. NCBI's taxonomy places the organism in Eukaryota, Metazoa, Arthropoda, Insecta, Diptera, Diopsidae. The transcript has 2 exons. Bases 269 to 1060 code for a protein of 263 amino acids. The record is from RefSeq and is a predicted model, not a curated record.
CAAAACAAAUUCUGGCCUUUAUGUUAUUAUUCUUACAUAAAUAUGAAUAUUUAAAUAAUAAGCCAUUUACAAAAUAAUUUUGAACUUAUACCAAUUAAAAUUAAUAUAAAUUACAUAAAAAAGAACAUAAGUUUUGUGUUUGCUGUCGCUAGUGGUUGUCAUUGCAUGCAAACGAAAAAAUAAGAAAUUUGGCUUAUGAAGUGAACAAACUUCAAAACAUACUUUUGUGAGAUAUAUUAAAAUACUUUUGUUAAAUAAUAGUGAUGACAUGCGUAACAUAUUAUUAAAACACCUUCUACGUCUUAAAUCCCACAAUUCUUCUGCAUCAUGCCUCAAUCGUUUUUAUAGUACACAAAUUGCUGUGCAAACUGAGACCUCUCCAACUUUAACAGCUGAUGUGCUUCUGACGGACAGCUACCAAAAAAGGGUUUUGGAAUGUAUGACAAAAUCCCCACCCGUCGGUGUUAAGUUAAAAAAUAAUGAAGUUGAAAGAAAGUACGCAGCAGUAUUAAUAUUACUUUGCACCAAAAAAGCAAACGACGAGCAAAACGAGGAGGUUUCAUUGCUUUACACUAGAAGGUCUGGCCACCUCAAUCGUCAUGUGCGCCAAAUUUGCUUUCCCGGUGGCAUAAGAGAUGAUACAGAUGUUGAUUUCGUCGAUUGCGCAUUACGGGAAACCAUGGAAGAGAUUGGUUUAGAUCGCUCACGCAUACAAAUAUGGGGGCCCACUUCACUUAUUACGCCACCGCACACUGCAGCUAUUAUGCCUGUUGUUGGCGUGUGCCGAAAUUUUGAUUUGAACGAACUGAAACUUAAUGAGCACGAAGUUGAAGAAGCUUUUACUGUGCCAGUUUCCGAAUUGGCGAAACCGAGUACUCUCCAGUAUACCCAGUUUAAAUCGGGAUUCAGUUCCCCCACAUUUGUUAUUGGCCGUAAAAAAAUUUGGGGUGUUACGGGAUUCAUAACUAAUAGCUUCAUGAAUUGUUUGCUACCGAGAGAACUGAAUCAACUUAAAGGUCGUGUUAAAUUUAUAAGACCAUACAAACCAGCAUCAAACUGACUGGUGUAUUGGUUAUUAAUUGAUUGUUAAUUGUUAACUCAGGGAAUUUGUAUCUAACAUUUUUAAAGGUUUACAUACUCAGCUUAAAUUUAAAUUUAUUUUUUGUACAUGUUUGUGUGUAUAUUUAACUUUAUUAGUUAAAUUUAUUUUAUAUUUAAAAACGGUUGUAGUAAAUUUUUUUUUAUUUGAAAUAAAUUUCAUAUAUUUUUAAAGACCAUAUAAACAAAAGAAAGCAUAAAAGCACUGUUGUUUGAUGAAUUGUAUAUUUAAGAAUCGUCAGUAUAGUCUGCCUGGCAUUUCUAAAGUUGUUUGAGGCUAAUAAUUUUUUUAAAUAAUAUUAUCCGAUUUUCCAAAGACCAAUAAGUACAUAUAUUACUUACGCCCUUGUGAUGUCAAACAAGCGAAGUCGUAAUGGUCGUAGAAAUUGCUCAGUGGUUAUUUUCACCCUUUUUAAUGUGUUUUUAAAAAAACAUUUACAUUUUUUCUUUGUUUUUGUGUAAAUAUUAUUAUAACGCUAACAAUUAAUUACAAUAAACUUUUGUACUGCUAGUUUACAAGUAAAAAUGAAUUGAGAUGAUACGCACAUAUGUUAAACUGUCAUCUCCCCAACGGCUUUUAUGCAUCAUCAAAUUGUUUGUUUCAAUUCCUUCCGUAUUAUCAUAGAACACUAAAACUUUUCAAAGCGUGCCACAGGUAUUGAUUUAAAUGGCACAAUCAUCAGUAACUUUCAGACCAGACUAUAAGAUAUUUAUUUUUGCCCAUAAUAUAAUAAACAAUGGUCUGGACGAGACCAUACUAUUACUGCUAUAUAUCCUUACUCUGAAUAUCCCUACAUCUAUAUGAUAAUGAUAUCUUUAUAUCAUUAUCUCUCUAAAAAAGAUGAUUGCUUCAGUCUGCAAAAUCUUUUCUGCCAUGUUGUGGUUGUAAUAGUUCGUGGGAAUCUAUAUGGGAGAGACCAUCUCUAAUUCGUGUGCAAUAAAUCAAUUCCUUAAUAUUUCACUUUCCUUCUACAUGUAUGGAUUUUUUCUUCUACGGCCACUAAACAUUAGUAAUAUAUCAGUGUGAGUUAGAUCAGUCUCUUGUGUACGCGCUACUUAUAAUUCCAAUAUUAGAAUGGUAAUAACUUAUUCGUUAUUUAUAUAAUGGUAGUGUGAAAAGUUCUGUCGUGGUAUCUUAUACGCAUAACAUUAAAGGUCGUA